GCAAACAAACAAAGGCAAAAAUAAAUUUGUAACAAUGAGAGAAUACUACGCAUACAGGCUCCAACAAAGAGAAAACGAAGGUAAAUGUCUACUGCAAGGAGGUCGUUUGUUCCUCCAGUUCAUAGUGGACUGCUAUUGUGCUAUAGAAGCUGAGAGGUUGAAUUUCAUUAGAAAUAAUCAGGCGUCUUUGAGACGUGAUUUGUACAAUAACAUAUGUGACGCAAUUCUUAAAGGAGACUCAUCAGGUGCAUCAGUAGGAAAGAGGAUUCUACUUCCAUCAUCAUUCACUGGAGGACCAAGAUACAUGCAACAAAAUUUCCAAGAUGCAAUGGCAAUUUGUAGAUGGUAUGGAAACCCACAUCUUUUCAUUACAUUCACAGCAAAUCCAAAGUGGCCAGAAGUGGAAUCGAUGCUAAAAGAACAAAAGGCAGAGGAUAGACCUGAUAUCACUUCAAGAGUAUUUAAACUCAAACUUAAACAGCUAAUGAAAGUCCUCAAAGAAGACCAUUACUUUGGAACCGAUAUUGCAGAUGUUUGCACAAUAGAGUUUCAAAA
Cuscuta epithymum is the source of this 555-nucleotide messenger RNA. NCBI's taxonomy places the organism in Eukaryota, Viridiplantae, Streptophyta, Magnoliopsida, Solanales, Convolvulaceae. The record is from the annotation of a GenBank genome assembly.